Molecule: messenger RNA, 1617 nt
Organism: Alosa alosa (allis shad)
Lineage: Eukaryota; Metazoa; Chordata; Actinopteri; Clupeiformes; Clupeidae
Gene: hgd
Product: homogentisate 1,2-dioxygenase
Exons: 14
Coding region: 113-1441 (442 amino acids)
Biological process (GO): L-phenylalanine catabolic process
Cellular component (GO): cytoplasm
Molecular function (GO): homogentisate 1,2-dioxygenase activity
Source: RefSeq, a predicted model, not a curated record
AGCCUCGCUCAGGCUCUCCUUCGCGUAUUCACGGAGCAGCGGGCAACUCGUUGAGAGUAGGCUGAAGGAAAACUUCCUGCAACUCUGCUGAAGUUUAACAGCAACGCGCACAAUGGCCAGUCUUACGUACCUUAGUGGCUUUGGGAAUGAGUUUGCCUCUGAAGACCCUCGUUGUCCUGGAGCUCUACCUGAAGGCCAGAACAACCCCCAGGUGUGUCCUUACGGGCUCUAUGCUGAGCAGCUCUCAGGCUCGGCAUUCACCUGCCCGCGGUCCUCCAACAAGAGAAGUUGGUUGUAUCGUAUCCUGCCAUCUGUUCGGCACAAGCCCUUUACAGCGAUGAAGUGUGAGGACCUAACCGAGAGCUGGAAUGAGGUUGACCCUGACCCCAAUCAGUUGCGGUGGUUGCCCUUUAUCAUUCCCAAAGCCUCAGAAAAGAAGGUGGACUUUGUGGCGGGUCUGCACACCUUGUGUGGAGCAGGUGACUCCAAAUCCCGAAAUGGAAUCGGCAUUCAUGUGUACGCCUGCAAUACGUCCAUGACUGACAGCUGCUUCCAGAAUUCAGAUGGAGACUUUCUGAUCGUGCCCCAGCAAGGUGAAGUCCUCAUCACAACAGAGUUUGGGAAGAUGACAGUUGAGCCCAAUGAGAUUUGUGUUAUCCAGCAAGGGAUGCGGUUCGCUGUCAAUGUGUUCGGAGAAACCAGAGGGUACAUCCUGGAGGUCUAUGGUGCCCACUUUGAGCUCCCGGAUCUGGGGCCAAUAGGGGCCAACGGCUUGGCCAAUCCCAGAGACUUCUUAACUCCUGUGGCCUGGUACGAGGACCGCAGAGUCGAGGGAUACACCAUCAUCAACAAGUAUCAAGGGAAGCUCUUCUCUUGUCAGCAGGACUUCUCUCCCUUCAAUGUGGUGGCAUGGCAUGGAAACUACACUCCCUACAAAUACAACCUGGAGAAUUUCAUGGUCAUUAACUGUGUGGCCUUCGAUCAUGCCGACCCAUCUAUUUUCACUGUGCUGACCGCCAAGUCUACCCGUCCAGGGGUUGCCAUUGCCGACUUUGUGAUCUUCCCUCCUCGCUGGGGUGUGGCUGACCACACCUUCCGUCCCCCGUACUACCACCGGAACUGCAUGAGUGAGUUCAUGGGCCUGAUUAAGGGUCACUACGAGGCGAAGGAGGAAGGCUUCCAGCCAGGAGGGGGCAGUCUCCACAGCAUCAUGACCCCACACGGGCCAGACGAGGACUGCUUUGAGAAGAACAGCACAACUGUGCUCAAACCAGAGAGGGUUGCUGAGGGAACUAUGGCCUUCAUGUUUGAAUCAUCAUUCAGCAUGGCGGUCACCAAGUGGGGACUCCAGACAUGCCAGCGUCUAGACAAAAACUACUACAAAUGCUGGGAACCCCUCAAGAGCCACUUCAAUCCCAACUGGAGACCCACUAGCAAGUAGAGAAACAAGCGAACAAGGAGAGGGUUCAUACAACGCUGGUUUGAAAAGAGGAAAAACAAGGAGUGUGCAACAGGAAGAAGCAGAUUUGUUUGAUCAGUCACUCCUGUUUUUGCCUCAGCUGCAUCUGAUUGUUUGAAGUAAAAAAAGAAUAAAAGCAUGCUUUAUCUGACCAUAAA